Molecule: messenger RNA, 732 nt
Organism: Lentinula edodes (shiitake mushroom)
Lineage: Eukaryota; Fungi; Basidiomycota; Agaricomycetes; Agaricales; Omphalotaceae
Exons: 5
Coding region: 1-732 (243 amino acids)
Source: RefSeq, a predicted model, not a curated record
AUGAUUACUCCCAUCUCCUUGCGGCGCCACUCAAAUAAUUAUCAGCCUUCGUCUAGAUGCUUGUUGGAGGACGGUCGCUCGUGCAUCGGAUUGGAAAAUAUUGAUGCUGCAUUGGAGGGACCUUCAGAACAGUAUGGCGAUGAAUGUUGGCCUAACUGUCCGAUGAUUUACACUGUGACGAUCUCGCAGGGCUUGAGUCCUCUCCCAACGAAUGCAUUUACUGUCACAAUUGGGGGAAACAUUGCAACAACACAUACUUUGACUUCAACUCAUACUGCUUCCUUGUCGCUAACGAGCGAUGUCCAAUCGAGCAUACUCUCUGAUCCAACGUCGACGACCGAUACAAGGUUUACUAGCGCUACUUUUGUCUCGACCCCGGCACCUAUAUCUUCUGGGGGUAUUGUAACUCAGGUUAAUAAGCUGUCCAGUACAAGUCCUAUUUCAGCAACCGCCGCACCUGCAAGCACCAGUAGUUCAACUUCUGCUAACCUUCAAACAUUCGACGGCGCUUUAGGCAACAUACCUGCACCACCGGUCUUUGAUACAGGCACUGGGGAGUUUUUAGUGGAAGGGAACUCGUCCUUCGAUGAUAAGCAGAAUGCAUUGACUCGAUCUUGCGACGUACAGCACAACGAUUGUGGAAACGCUGCGAAUGCAGACCAUGACAUUUCAUUCACUGUCAACGAUUGUGAUGCUCAAGAAGCCCAGUGUAAGGCUAUCGCUGGGUCGUGA